UUUCACACAACAAACAAACAUAUAAGAGAGAGGAAAAAAAACUAAGUGAUGAAUCUUAGGGCUUUCUCACUCCUUUUCCUACUCGUGGGUUUUUGUGGGUUUAAGUGCAAGGCAGAAGACCUACAAUGCGAAGAGACACAGCCUUUCACAUGUAACGACACUGGCACUUUGAACAAAAGCUUGUUCGCCGAUGACUUCCUCUUCGGUGUCGCCUCUUCUGCUUACCAGAUCGAGGGUGCGGAGGGUAGAGGUCUCAACAUUUGGGAUGGAUUCACUCAUCGUUAUCCAUGGAAAGGAGGACCAGACAACGCCAACGGUGACACGGCUACUGGAUCAUACCCAGACUUCAGUAGAGAUAUUCAAGUGAUGAAAAAAUUGGGGGUUAAUGCCUACAGAUUCUCCUUUGCGUGGUCAAGAAUCAUUCCCAGAGGAAGGGCAAGUCGAGGAAUCAAUGAAGAAGGCGUUCAAUACUACGAUAACCUUAUAAACGCACUUGUAGCAGCAGGUACGUACACACAGGCCAACGUGUAUAUAUAUGUAAGUUUCCAGGAUAACCGUGAUUUGAGAACAAAUCCUUUUGAAGAGGAAGAGAAUGAUGAGACAUCAUGGAAUGAAAAAGUACAAGUGGGAUUAACGAGGCCAGAGGAACUUUAA
This is a messenger RNA of Tarenaya hassleriana, 654 nucleotides long. RefSeq names its product myrosinase 2-like. The transcript has 6 exons. Bases 49 to 654 code for a protein of 201 amino acids. Gene Ontology annotation, biological process: carbohydrate metabolic process. Gene Ontology annotation, molecular function: beta-glucosidase activity. NCBI's taxonomy places the organism in Eukaryota, Viridiplantae, Streptophyta, Magnoliopsida, Brassicales, Cleomaceae. The record is from RefSeq and is a predicted model, not a curated record.